UAGAUAAUCAUAAUACUAGUCACUCAAGAAAACAAAUUAAACCUUGUUUUAUCCCGCCGUUAGACAACCGUCAUGGCUUACACUAUUAAAGUUCCAUCAGCGGCUGCGGUUGCAAUAGCUGUUCUCUUUGUAGCUGUUAUGAGCUCUUCUCACUGGAUAGAAGCGAAAAAACAAAAAACGGUAGAAAAGGUGGAUCCAGUUUGCUCGUUAGCGAUUCCUGAAAUCGUCAAACAUUGCUAUGCAACGAUGAGUUUAGUGCCAUCAGAAGAAUGCUGCAAGGAUCUCAAAACGGCGAGCAAGACGGAAGUGACUUGUCUCUGCGAAAAGUUCUUUGCAAAUCCUUCUAACGGAAACUUAACUCGACCUCUUUACGACCAAGUCAACAACGCUUGUGGCGUUCUCGACAAAUUUGCAUGUAAUGGCGGAGACGCCAACGGAGGAGCAAAGAACAAGAUUGCUGCAUCGAUAGUUGGUUUGGUUGUGUGUGUUUUCCUUGUUCUUUGA
Raphanus sativus (radish) is the source of this 504-nucleotide messenger RNA. RefSeq names its product non-specific lipid transfer protein GPI-anchored 33-like. The record is from RefSeq and is a predicted model, not a curated record. NCBI's taxonomy places the organism in Eukaryota, Viridiplantae, Streptophyta, Magnoliopsida, Brassicales, Brassicaceae. Bases 73 to 504 code for a protein of 143 amino acids. The transcript has 2 exons.